CGGACGGACAGACGGACGGACAGACAGAUAGACAGACGGACAGACAGACGGACAGACGGAUGGACAGACGAACGGACAGACGGACGGACAGACAGACAGACAGAAACGGGAGACCUAUUUCUUCGUGCUCUAGGGGUCAUGAUAGGUUGAGAAAAUGCAAAAGUAGAGAGUCGGCCGACGGACUCGAUUACACUUACACUCGGGAAGUAAAAUGAGCAGUUCGUCAAAAUAAAAAAUUACGGUUUCAACAGAACAAAGGCACGUAAAUAAAUAUAAGUCUAACAAUCUUCCAAUAAUAACGUUUAAUCUAUGCCAUCUAUAACAAUCAGUUAUGACACAAAUACGAGUAUAUCUCAAGAAUAUUAUAACCAUAAAAAGUUGUGUUAAAUCCCUCUUAAGCUGUUAAUUUACGCAAAUUUCAUGCACUUCGUCAGUUUAAUUUGUUGAUAACAUACGACAAUGACUUCUUCCAAAGGUAGCAACAGUACCAGCAAAACCAAUGGCGAAAAAUGGCCACAAAUUCUCGUUGCUUUCAUUGCAAUCAUUGCGACCUUCACCACUGGCCUUCACCUAGGAUGGUCGGCGCCCUCUUUGCCCCAACUCUUCUCCGACGAGUAUCCUUUUGACGUCUCAGCAGAAGAAGGUUCCUACAUAAUCAUAAUCGGAAAUUUGGGAGCCUUCUUCGGGAGUUUCAUCGGAAACUUUAUUUUGGACAAAAUUGGACGUCGCCUGUGCACCAUCCUCAUAGCUGUUCCUCAAAUAAUUUCUUUUUACUUCCCGAGCGUAAGCAAAGGAAUCAUGGAACUCUUGUAUGUGGGUCGAUUUGUAGGAGGAUUAGCAGAAGGAAUGGUUAAUACCAUCAUAGUAAUUUAUUUGGCCGAAAUAGCAGAACCUUCCGUCAGAGGAAUUUUGGGCAUAAUGACCGCAAUCGCGUCGUACUCCAGUAUACUCUUCGCGAACGUCGUAGGGUCGUACUUAACCAUCAGAACCACCGCUUCAAUUUUCAUCGCGUUUCCGGUACUUUUCAUCGUACUGUUCUGGAGGAUGCCCGAAAGCCCGUACUACCUCCUCAUGAAGAAAAAAGAUGAAGAAGCCGAACACGUCUUAAAGUUCUUGCUAAGAAAAUCAAACGUGCACGACGAUCUGACUAAGCUAAAACUAGAUGUCAAUCGCCAGAUGUCCGAAACUGGUACUUUUAAAGACAUCUUCACUAUCGACUCUAACAGAAGGGCUUUCAUUAUAACAGUAGGUGCCAGAUUCUUCCAGUUAACCACUGGAGUUGCCGCAAUGAACUUCUACAUCCAGAUUCUCCUAAAAGACGCUACUCAAAGUAUAGAACCACACGUCGGUGCUUCCAUUGUUCUUCUAAUUCAACUCGGCGUGACAGUGUUAAAUGUCUUCCUUGUGGAUAGAUGGGGUCGCAAACCUCUUCUUUUCUUCUCUACUAUAGGCUGCUUUGUCAAUUUAGUACUCCAAAUGAUUUUCUUCAUACUUAAAGAACAGACUAGUGUUGAUACUUCAGUAGUUGAUUGGUUCCCGUUGAUGAUGAUGAUGGUACUCAUUUGUGUGUAUUCGUUAGGUUUGGGAUCAGUCGUUGGUGUCUUGACAGGUGAAAUGUUUUCUGCCAGCAUUAAAGCGAAACUGGUUUGUAUGGUGAACGGGUCGUUCUCUUUGAUGACUUUGGCAGUUACUAAGUACUACCAAGUGACGGCUGAUGGGUUUGGAUUGACCGUACCUUUUUCAAGUUUCGUAGCCUUGACGUUUGUCGCAAUGUUGUUCUUCUAUUAUCUUGUGCCUGAGACUAAAGGGAAAACUUUGGAGGAAAUUCAGCAGAGCUUAAAAGGAGGUGCAAAAGGAAGAAAAUAAAAAAUGUGAUGUAGAACUUAAAACUGUAACUUCUAAAUGUAAAAUGAGAAAAACGAUCUAACACAAUCAAGGUAACCCAACAGUCUAACUAAUCACUGAAACAAAGAUUUUUUCGUGGCAGCUUAAACAAACGUGGAGCAGUUCCCACCACGUAAGACACGGGAUUAUAGUACUUUCCAUUCUUUCAAAGGAUUGUCUUAAUCUAAAUUAAACUAUAAAAUAAACAAAAAAUGAAUAGAAGACCAUCUUUUUAACCAAAGAUUGACCUCCCUGUAAUCCUUUGACAAAAAAUUAAUUUGGCGUAAAUGCAAAAUAAACAAACGAAGAUAACAACGACCUAAGAUAACCUC
Molecule: messenger RNA, 2216 nt
Organism: Zophobas morio
Lineage: Eukaryota; Metazoa; Arthropoda; Insecta; Coleoptera; Tenebrionidae
Product: facilitated trehalose transporter Tret1-2 homolog
Exons: 3
Coding region: 460-1866 (468 amino acids)
Biological process (GO): transmembrane transport
Cellular component (GO): membrane
Molecular function (GO): transmembrane transporter activity
Source: RefSeq, a predicted model, not a curated record